AGAAAAGCCACAUGGCCUAAUAAUUUAUUAUUGCUGAUUGUGACAGAGAUCGAGAAUGAGCAGACAAACAGAAGUGUGUGGGGAGUUGGAUGAAGUGCUGAUGAAUGUGAUGGCCACUUUAGAUGAGCUGUCAGCCCUCAGAAAGAAGUACAGUGAUGCUGUAUCUGAGGGAUAUUUCUACAUGUCUCAAGCACGCCACACAAUGGGUGGACCAUCGACUGUUUCGUCUCUUCAAUAUGAUGCUAGAAUGGUAGCUUUGGUACGUCUGGAAUCUACCUUGAAAGUGGACACAUCGUAUGAUGCACUCACAAAGCUUGCCUCCAGUAAUGAACUGAGUAGUAGUAUAGACUUCCAGGUGAACAGACAGGAUCCUACCAAGCCCAGUCCGAAAGUCGUCAUCAAACAAUCUGACGAGAGUCAGCUUCGGCGAAGAAAUGUGGACAAAGGUUCAGUGGAAGAUGUCCCUCUCUCCAAGGAACCCCAGGAGACUGUGUUUGUCAAUGGCCAUGAUGAGGAAUGUACUGUGAGAGACCCUUUAAAGUGGUUUGGAGUGCUGGUUCCCCCCUACUUGCGUCGCUCCCAAGACCACUUCAAGCAAUGUGUUCUGUUAGCUGUCGAGUUGGCUGGAGCUCAGACAAAGCUGGAGACAUUUCGGAGGAGGUACAGAGAGCUAUUGAAAGAGAAGAAAGAACUAGUAGUUGGUGAAGACGUAACACAAAGAACGUAACACAAAGACAAUCACUGAGACUGCAUUAGCUAGUUGUGUUGUAUAGUGUGUGCUGUGUAUGUGCAUUGGCAAGUCAUCCUUUUUAUCAAUCAUGAUGA
Halichondria panicea is the source of this 825-nucleotide messenger RNA. Its product is annotated as coiled-coil domain-containing protein 115-like. The transcript has 3 exons. Bases 56 to 727 code for a protein of 223 amino acids. Gene Ontology annotation, biological process: vacuolar proton-transporting V-type ATPase complex assembly. Lineage: Eukaryota; Metazoa; Porifera; Demospongiae; Suberitida; Halichondriidae. The record is from RefSeq and is a predicted model, not a curated record.